Armigeres subalbatus is the source of this 711-nucleotide messenger RNA. RefSeq lists its product as uncharacterized. The transcript has 5 exons. NCBI's taxonomy places the organism in Eukaryota, Metazoa, Arthropoda, Insecta, Diptera, Culicidae. The coding region runs from base 1 to 711 and encodes 236 amino acids. The record is from RefSeq and is a predicted model, not a curated record.
AUGAUCAUGCACAACAUGUUGAUCGAAUCCCGCAUUCACUAUAGCACUACACACAAAGGUCGACACUUGAUUUAUCCAAGUUUAAGCGUCCUACAGUUUUCUAUGGCCACCGCAACAUCAGGUGACUUUUUCAUCCCUAAAAAGAAGUAUGCGGUACGACGUUUGGGUAUCAAUGUUGGGUUCCAGGCUAACUAUGGCCUUCCGUACCGAUUACAAGAUUUCUACAAAUUUCCAACAUGGGCCCGAGCACUGGUCGAUGUGGUAAAGGGAAGAUACUUACCAACCGAAGUAAUCACCGCAAGAGCUGUUCGUAAGCGAAGCGCUCUUCGGCCGUUGAGCGCUGGUGAUAUCUACACAGCAUUGGAGGAAAUUUUGGUGUUUUCAGGAUAUGAUAAAGAUUGUGUUCUCAAAAGCGUUUGUGAGCUGUCACACAGCCCAUUUCACGAUUUAGAAGAGGAUUUGUACGCUGAAAUCGUACAUUUUUUCCUAACACCAUCGGAACACCAAGCUUUCGAUGUAUCCGAGCGGAAAAUAAAAAGAAAAUAUGAAUUGGCGGAACGCUUCGGGAAAAUGGGUGCGGACUGCACUAUGAUUCACCGCCGCGGUGACACAUCAGCAUCGGAUGUGAUCAUCGAGCGCAGGUUGCAGCAGAUCAACGGUGUCAGUAGCGGCGAAUCAUCAAACGGCGGUCGCACCGGCAGCAGCACUUAA